Molecule: messenger RNA, 441 nt
Organism: Paramecium tetraurelia
Lineage: Eukaryota; Ciliophora; Oligohymenophorea; Peniculida; Parameciidae
Exons: 2
Source: RefSeq, a predicted model, not a curated record
AUGAAUUAACCAAAAACAGAUUUAUUAUCUGUCACGCCAAGAAUUCUAUCUAGUCGUAAUAGUUAACCUAAUGAAUAGUUAUUAGAUGAAGCUGGCAGAAAACCUUCUAUUCUUUUCACUAAAUUAGAUAAAAUUUAGAUUUCAAAUGAACCUAGUGAUAGUGUUCAAUCGAAUGAAUCAGACGAAAUUCCAAUAAAGUUUACUCAAGGAUUCAAAAAUAAAGUUUGGAAAGAAAGAGCUUUGAAUGUUAUAGUGUUAGUAGCGAGAUUUGUUACAUAUUUAUUGACAAACUCAGACAAAUUUAAAUUGAGAUAUUUGGAAUUAAGAUAAUUCAAAGUUAUUGGCGAUCAAGCAGCAGACUAUAAUUAUUAUUUGAACAAGCGAUUAAUUCGAGCCAAAACAAAGAAGCAAUUUUGCGUAAAUAUGGCUAAGUAAUUAUGA